AUGGACAUAAAAAUAUAUAGUAGGUCCCCAUUCUUGAGGGUUCAUAGUAAAGUUAAGGUAGUACUUUUAAGUGUUUACAUAUUUUGGGUAGUAAAUAUAGAAUCUACACAGGCGUCUCCAAAUUUAACUAAAUAUAAUAAUACACCAAGUAACAACGAAUAUAUUACGACACAACGAAAUGAGACACCGACGAAUGAGUUGUUCCAUUGGGAGGACUACAGUGUGCUAGCCACAAUGUUAGCAGUCUCAUGUGGCAUUGGCGUCUUUUAUGGGUACUGUGGGGAGAAACAAACAACUGGAGAUGACUUCUUACUGGGCGGUUCCUCAAUGGGCACGUUUCCCAUGGCCCUGAGUUUAGGCGCAAGUUUCAUUACAGCUAUAGAACUUUUAGGAAAUCCGGCUGAAAUGUAUAUGGCCGGUGCACAAUUCUGGAUGAUAUGUGUGGCUUUUGUAUUGGUUGUGCCCAUAGCAAGUCAGCUUUAUUUGCCAGUGUUUAUGAGGCUGCGCUUAACAUCGUGCUAUGAAUAUUUGGAAAUUAGAUUUUGCAAAUCAGUCCGCGUGUACGCAAGCACGCUGUACAUGAUGCAGAUGGUAUUGUAUACAGCGGUAGCAGUGUAUGCGCCUGCGUUGGCUCUAUCUGACGUGACCGGUCUAAAUACAUAUCUUGCGGUGUCUUUGGUAUAUAUAGUGUGUAUUUUCUACGCAUCUCAGGGUGGUAUGAAAGCUGUUAUUAUGACGGACAGCUUUCAAUCGGCCGUACUACUUGGAUCGCUUGCCGCGGUCCUUUCAAUGGGAGCCAGGAAAGCAGGAGGUCUGGAUGCAGUGUGGGACUACGCAAAGCGUACUGAGCGGUUCCACUUUUUUGACAUGAAUCCCGACCCCACUGUGCGCCACUCCUUUUGGUCGGUGGUCGUCGGCGGUACCAUGUAUUGGCUGAGCAUGUUUUGCGCCAACCAAGCGUCGGUGCAAAAGUACCUCUCCGUGGAACGCAUCGCUCAGGCCAGAGUGGCGCUAUGGGUUUCCGCCGUCGGCCUUAUCGCGGUGUACUCGGUCAAUUUCGCCACCGGCGCCGUCCUUGCCGCGCAUUAUGCUGAUUGCGAUCCCAUUCAGGCUCGCAUAAUCAACGCUUCGGAUCGGCUUCUUCCGCUAUACGUUGUUCGAGAAUUGGGAGCAGCGCGAGGUAUUCCAGGAUUUUUCGUCGCGGGAAUUUUUGCGGCCAGUCUUGGGACGGUAGCAUCAGCUUUAAACUCGUUGGCUGCUAUUGCAUGCCAGGACUUGUUUACUGGCUUACUUGGGAUAACUCUGCCUGAAAACAAGGGGGCUGUAAUAGCUAAGUGGGUGUGCUUAGCGUGUGGAGCUAUAUCCUUUGCCUUGGUAUUUGCCGUCGAACGCCUCGGUCCAGUUCUGCAACUAGCACUCUCGUUCAACGGAAUGGCGGGAGGCGUAUCAUUGGGGCUUUUCAGUCUUGGGAUGCUCUUUCCGUGGACUAAUGCUAAAGGUGCAGUCACUGGAGGCGUAUUUGGAUUGCUGGUAGUAGUUGCAGCCGGUGGUGGAGCUCAAUUUGUGCAGCUUCCAUUGCCACGUCUUCCCGUCUCAACUGAUGGAUGUCCAGCGUCAUACAACCUUACCACACUCAUGACAGCAAACCCGACGGAAAAUCGGGGUGAAUCAGUGUUUUGGCUGUUCCGUGUGUCCUACCUGUGGUAUGCAGGUUUGGGGUGCUUCGCAACCCUGUUGGCCGGACUGAUUACCUCCGUCGUUACCGGGGUAACUGACCCGUCGCAUGUGCCCAUCGAUUUGAUAUCGCCGCCUGUUAUCACGUUCCUCAAUUCUUUGCCUACCAAGUUUAAAAAAGCACUCCGCGUGCCGACGCGUUUCGGCUGCGAGCGUCGGCGCAGCUCGAGCGUGCGGCCGCCGAGCGUCGCCGACGACAAGGACACGAGACGGAGGCGGCGGCUGUCCGAGCUCGCGGGCGGCGUGUUCUACAGCGACACGCCGCUCACGCGCGGCUGCGACAACCCCGCCCUGGCGCUCGACCCGGAGAAACCGCCGCCCGACGACUGCACCCACCACUCAUUCACCCUCGAGCCCACGUCGUCACCCAGCUGCCCGCAGACGUCCACUUGC
Molecule: messenger RNA, 2127 nt
Organism: Iphiclides podalirius (scarce swallowtail)
Lineage: Eukaryota; Metazoa; Arthropoda; Insecta; Lepidoptera; Papilionidae
Source: the annotation of a GenBank genome assembly